AUGACCGAAGCCAUCAUGAGUUUCUCAAACUCCUCCAGCCCGGCGCCACCUCAGUCGCAGCCGCAUCCUGACGACAACAUCGAUCCACGCCUGCUCCAAUCAGCCCAAAGCAAUGACCCAUCUAUGACUGCCGCCGUCGACUCCUCGCAACCUCCAGACCCGCAGAAAGGCAAAGCCGGCGGAGCCAUAAUCUUCGCGCCCAUCAAAACACCCACCAACCCGCCACCACUGGGAAGGAUGAAUUCGGAGAGGCUCGAAGGUCUUCUACCUGGCAUUUCGGGAUAUCUCCCAGAACAGCAAGGGGCUCACAUGAGCUCGGGCGAGACUUCAGCUCGUUAUCGAGCUGGAAGGGGCUCUUCGCCUUCAUCCGACGGCAGCAAUGGCAAGUUCCAGAGGGCGAAGACUGUGCGCGUCGUAUCACCGGGCCAGAAUCCACAGCGCCUCUGGGAGGAAAAACAGAAGCAAGAAGCAGCGCAACGGGACGCAGAGCUGUGCGCGCAGGAGGAGAGAGACGAGACACAGUACGAGAUUGAUGGAGGAGACAAGGGCUGA
This is a messenger RNA of Lecanosticta acicola, 552 nucleotides long. Lineage: Eukaryota; Fungi; Ascomycota; Dothideomycetes; Mycosphaerellales; Mycosphaerellaceae. The record is from the annotation of a GenBank genome assembly.